Messenger RNA from Oncorhynchus nerka (sockeye salmon), 3581 nucleotides. Its product is annotated as integrin alpha-3-like. The coding region runs from base 245 to 3445 and encodes 1066 amino acids. Gene Ontology annotation, molecular function: integrin binding. NCBI's taxonomy places the organism in Eukaryota, Metazoa, Chordata, Actinopteri, Salmoniformes, Salmonidae. The record is from RefSeq and is a predicted model, not a curated record. The transcript has 26 exons. Gene Ontology annotation, cellular component: external side of plasma membrane; integrin complex. Gene Ontology annotation, biological process: integrin-mediated signaling pathway; leukocyte migration; cell-matrix adhesion.
GUGCACUGUACAGUGAGCACGUUUGAGGUUCAAUCGGCCGUAUGUGGUUGUAUGUAUUUGACGACAGAAGGGAGAGAGAACGGAGCGGAGAGGGAGGUAGGGUAGAGUUCGUUGAGGGCUGCUCAGUGCGCACGGUUAUUUGACUUGGGAGAAAGAUUCGAAAGUCAUUUAAAAAAUAAUAAUACAACAAAGUCUGCAUUUGAACAACGGAUGUUAGAGAAGAAAAUAUAAUAAGGAAUUCCACAUGGCAAUCUUUCAACUACUCCGGUUUUCUACGAAUACCUACUAUCUCCUGUUGCUUGUCCUGUUGUGCACAGUACAUGUUCUUCAGGGGUUCAACCUGGAUGUGCGGUUCCCUGUUGUCAAGGAAGGAAAGACCCCGGGAAGUCUCUUUGGGUUCUCGGUGGCACUUCACAAACAGAUGGUGGGAGAGAAAAGAUACCUACUCCUUGUUGGAGCACCCAAGGAGAAGGCAGAGUCUGGCGUGAAGGCCAAUGAAACAGGAGAUGUGUAUACCUGCCCUGUAAACGUUGCCCAAUCAGAUUGCACCAGGAUGAACCUGAUUGGCUCAGACCCUGACCUCAUUGAGGGUGAGGACAGGGUGGAGGAUAUGUGGCUGGGGGUAACCGUGGCCAGCCAAAGACAGCCAGGGGGGCGAAUUCUGACCUGUGGCCAUCGCUUUGUGAAGUUACAUGGCGUAUUGAAGCUGCGUCAGAUGAUUGGGAAGUGUUAUAUCCGUGGUAACGACCUGAACUAUAACGAAACAGACAUGCACUGGCAGAACCCUGAUCAGGUGUGCAGCCACACUAAAGACAUCACAGGUGAAGUCAUGUGCAACAUGGGCAUCUCUGCUGCCAUCACUGACACAGAGGUCAUCGUGGGCGCCCCUGGCAGCUUUGAGUGGCAAGGCAAUGUUCAUGUCUCCUGGAUGAAUCCAAAUGUCAUCUAUGACACCAAGAGAAGCAGCUUCCCCAACUUUGGUAAUCGACGGCACAUUUACAUAGGCUACUCGGUGGCAGAGGGCCGAGGCCUCCUCAGCCAGAGCCAGGACACAGUGGUGACAGGGGCUCCUAAGGAUAACAAGGAUGACGCCAAAGGCUCGGUCAUUCUGACUGUGAAGAAGUCGUCGACGUCAGGGGACGGGGACCAGCUGAAACCCUACCUCACCCUGAGAGGCGAGCAGAUGGGCUCAUACUUUGGGAACUCCCUAGCCGUGGCAGACCUCAACAAUGAUGGUUGGAUGGAUCUGAUCGUCGGAGCCCCGUUCUAUUUUGAUCGGAAGAAGGAGCUUGGUGGAGCGGUGUACGUCUAUAUGAACGAGAACGGCUCCUUCCGGCAGAACUCCAGCAUCAUACUCCGAGGCCCUAGAGACUCUGCGUUUGGAAUGGCUGUGGCUGCCAUUGGAGAUGUCAACCAAGAUGGCUUUCAAGAUUUUGCGGUGGGCGCUCCGUUCCAUGGAACAGGCAGGGUGUUCAUCUGGACAGGCAGUGCUGAGGGCAUCUCUCAGGAGCCCAGUCAGGUGAUUGAGGGGGAGGAUAUAGCUGGAGGUGGGUUCAAGACGUUUGGCUACUCCAUCAACGGGGGGCUGGAUGUGGAUGAGAACCGCUACCCCGACAUGGUGGUCGGCUCACUGGACGACCGCGUAGCCUUACUGAGGGCCCGCCCAGUCAUUCACCUCAUUAAAACUCUUGAAGUGACGCCAGGGAUUGUGGACCCUAAAGACUGUGACAACUGUGUGGAGGUGGAGGUCUGUUUCAACUACACACUGAGCACUGGGGACAAGGACUUCAGGAAGAACGUCACUGUGAAGUACACUGUGGAAGCCGACCUAACAAGGCACAACCACCGGGUCCGUUUCCAAGACAAUGGCCUGGACAGCUACACUGGUUUCUUGUCAAUGCCAUCUGCCAAAUGCAAAACGCUGAGGCUCGGACUAGUGAGUCCCAUCCGAGACAAGGUGGAGCCAGUAGUCUUCUCCCUGAACGUAUCCCUCCAUGAGGGGCAUCCCAAAGCCCGGCAGUCUCUGCAGAACCUGGAUGCCUUCCCUGUGCUCAGUGAGGGAAAGGCCAGCCAUGUCAAAAAGGAGAUUCACUUCCAGAAAGCCUGUGGCCCGGACAAUACGUGCCAGAGUAACCUGCAGAUGAAGGCAGAGUUUGCCAAUGAAGAGCAGACACCUUUUCCCAGCCAUGAUGGUCACCAGAUCCUCCAGUACAGCGCCAGUGUCAAGAAGGUCAUGUUGGUCGUGGACGUGAACAACUUUCAGUCGCCAGGGAAACCGGCGGAGGACGCUCACAAUGCCAUGCUCAACGUCACCAUUCCCCCGUCGCUGAUCUACUCAGCCUUUCGCUCAAAGAGCAACAGCCCAGCCAUCAAGUGUUCAGCAGAGGAUAUGGUUGUACUGUGUGAGCUGGGGAACCCAUUCACCAGCAACCAAGUGGAUCAGAUCCAGAUCAUCUUUCAGACGUCUGAGAUCAGUCUGGACACCAGAGAGAUUCGCUCUACGUUGCAGCUUUCCACAUUGAGUAAACAGAGCAAUCUACAACCGCUGCCUCUUGUCAUGGUGGUGGAGUAUACACUGGAUGCGUCUUUUGCACUUGCCCAGUACACAGGUCACACUCACUUCAGUGGGGAGAUCAUGGGAGAAUCGGGCAUGAAGACUGCCAGCGACGUCGGAAGUCCUGUGGAGUUCACAUUCAAGGUGAAUGUUUUUGGGAAGCCACUUGUUAACCUUGGAAACCUGGAGGUGGAGUUUGAUUGGCCCUGGGAGGUAGCCAAUGGCAAGUGGCUGCUGUACCUGACGGAGAUCCAGACCAAAGGGACGUCAGACUCUCACUGUGUGCCUCCUGGAGCCAUCGUCAACCCACUCAAACUCAUGUUACCAGAGAGCAAAGCCAGGAGGAGAAGGAAGCGAGAGGAGGGCUCCACAGAGGAGGUGCACCCCAGAGAACUCCAGGCCUCCCUCAAUCUGAAGGGAAUUCGCAAAAAGUCCUUUAAACUGGACUGUGUCACGGGCACUGCUCACUGUGUGAAAUUCAUCUGCCCUCUCCGCAACAUGAACAACACUGCGACAAUCAUUGUCAGGGCCAGAGUGUGGAACAGCACCAUGAUGGAGGACUACAGGGAAGCGUGGCGGGUGACCGUGAAUGGCAAGGCCACACUGAAACUGGUCACAGACAAACCCACCAUCAGGAUGAACACUGAGAGCACAGAGUUCACCCUGAAUAUAGACCCAGAGCUGGGGGAGGAGGCUACGUACCAGGUCCCCCUGUGGAUCAUCAUCGUGUCUGCUGUCGCUGGCAUCCUCCUUCUGGCCUUCAUCAUCCUCCUUAUGUGGAAGUGUGGCUUCUUCAGGAGGGCCAGCACCAGGGAGAUGUACGAGGCCAAGGCCCAGAAAGCUGAGAUGAAGACCCAGCCGUCAGAGGUGGAGAGGCUGACCGAGGAGUAGUGAGGCCCCCCUUGUGGGCCUCUGGAACAAUGCACUGGGUUUCCUCGUGUGGCUUUUUCAAGCGGCCCAACCACUUCAAAAUGAUGCCAAUACACCAGGGAGUGAAGAUUGGCAAAGAGGAGCGCUACCAGGUAAA